Messenger RNA from Bemisia tabaci, 1437 nucleotides. Lineage: Eukaryota; Metazoa; Arthropoda; Insecta; Hemiptera; Aleyrodidae. The record is from RefSeq and is a predicted model, not a curated record.
CAGCGAUCGGUACCGCAAUCAAAUCAAAUUCUACAGGAAUAAGUUUUGUGAUCGCCAUAAAAAAAAUUGUAUCUCAUUAAAUUCAUUUUUUUGGCCCGUUUCUGUUGUUGGAAGAAAAUGGCGCGGAUUUUUUGCGCGGCUGUUUUCCCACUUGCUGCACUGAUGUCUCAAAGUUCGGCGAUCUCGAGGAAUUUUACGCGCGUUAAAUACCCAGAGCCUGAAAAAAUUCUACAAGACGACAUCCUGCUUCCUCCAAAUUCUCAUGAGGAGGAAAGAACGAAAUUAAUCGAAACCGACGUUCCAAGUCUUUGGCCAAAUGGGGUUGUGUAUUAUGUUUUUGAGGAGAGUGAGGUUGACGAAUACCAUCGGAAUUUAGUGAGAGCGGCUCUUCGUACCAUGGAACAGUACUCGUGCGUCAGGUUCAAGGAAAGCUCAGCGCAUAGACCUCAUCUGCGCGUCAGAAAUAUCGGCGAAGGGUGUGCCUCGGUCAUUGGUUACCAGAGGGAUGAACAAAGCCAGGACUUAUACCUAAGUGGUGAAGCAUGUUACACUCAAGGAUCCAUCCAACACGAGUUCCUCCACUCUCUCGGAUUUGGCCACGAACACACCCGCCCUGACAGAGACUCAUAUGUCAAUAUUCAAUGGUCGAAUAUCGUCCCGGGGGCCGAAAUCAAUUUCACGAAACGGAGGGUUCGCUGGGUGACGGAUCUGCUCCCUUACGACUAUCAGAGCGUGAUGCAUUAUCGGCCAGACGCCUUCAAGAGAGACAUCUCGAGUCUGACAGUCGUCCCACGUCAACCUGGUGCCAUCGCGCUCAUCGGUCAAAGGAUUCAGCUCAGCAGACUGGAUGUGGAAAAACUCAAUUUGCUCUACGGUUGCUAUAAAUACGCCGCGAUUCCGCAAAUAUCCUAGGCUAAAAAACCAAGCUCGAGAACUGCUUCCUUUUCCUGUAUUGCACACCCAAGUAGUACUGAUUGCAAUAAAUUGCAAUUAUAUGUGGUAAAAUUAUUGCUACUGCAUCGGAGUGUUGUGGGUGUUGCCUAUCUACUAAUUGACGGCAAAUGAAUUAUUGAAAUUUUUUGCAAAAAAUUGAAAUGAGUUGCAAUUUUUCAUUGCACUGCAUACUGCAUAUUGCCUAUCUUGUUGGCACAUGGAAUUCGCUUUGUUGAUUGUUGGAAAUCGGCAUAUUUUAACCAAAUUAUGUAAAAAUAUUGAAAUUUCAUGGUUGAAAAAAAAAAAAUAUAUUUCAAUAUUUUCAUUGCACUGCCAAAUUCAAAUCUACUUAUAUUGCAUGAGUUUUCGGUAUUGACCAAUAGUUUCCUUGUCACUCAAUACUCUACUUCUUCUAAAAAUAGUGAAAACUUGUUUACUUGAAGGGAUUUUAUGAUAGAUUCAAGACGAAUAUCAUCCGAUUGAAACUGACGUAUAAUGUUUCAU